Eupeodes corollae is the source of this 6234-nucleotide messenger RNA. RefSeq names its product integrin alpha-PS1 (gene mew). Gene Ontology annotation, molecular function: integrin binding. Gene Ontology annotation, biological process: cell adhesion mediated by integrin; cell-matrix adhesion; integrin-mediated signaling pathway. The record is from RefSeq and is a predicted model, not a curated record. The coding region runs from base 1411 to 4911 and encodes 1166 amino acids. NCBI's taxonomy places the organism in Eukaryota, Metazoa, Arthropoda, Insecta, Diptera, Syrphidae. The transcript has 12 exons. Gene Ontology annotation, cellular component: integrin complex; external side of plasma membrane.
AGUUGAGGAUUAUUCGUUGUCGGAGGUAGUUAGAGGCACGGUUUCAUUCGUUCCGUUUUUGUGUUUUUUCUUCUCGUUUUUGAAAAAAUUCGAACCGUCCGACUGACGAUUUUAUGGAUACCAUAACAUUGUGCGUUUCCUAUAAGAUUGUUGUUUUAUAUAAUUUCUAAUCUGUCGAUUCUAUCAAAGCCAUUUGACCUAUUUGUUAUUACUUAAUUGUAUCUGAAAGCGUUUUAUGUUACGUUUUUCCCAUAAUAUCACUUCCAUAUUAUUUUAUUCUGCCUACAAGAACAAGAAAAACAGCUGAGUGACGGUAUUUUUGUGUUGAGGAAAAACGACAAAGUAGUGCCAACUUCACUUUCCAGUUAAAAGUUCAGAAAAGAGUUGUGUUUUUCUGUCUUGAGUACUGCUUGGAAUUGAAAAUUGAAAAAUCUGCAUAACGUAAACGUAGAACAAGACAAAUGACAGUGGUUGUUGUUUUACUUCUGUUUUUUUAAACGUCAUGACGUGUGUAGUGUGUAGUUUGUUGUUGUGACUUCUGUGACCAGCAGCGGCGCGCGGAUUGCGGAAUGCGAUAAAAAAGAGCUAGGUCGUCCGUUGUCGUUGUCAUUGUCGUCGAUUAUUUUUCUUUUAUUUUUAUGUUUUGUUAUUGUCUUCAUUUGAAGUUAAGGUGGGCCCUCUUGGUCAGCACUAAAUAAAGAUAAAGACGCGAAAGAAAAACAACAAACGUGUGAAAUCAUCCCUAAGUUUUGCCACAUUCUUGGGCUCAAAAGGUGUUUGGCCUUAUUCGUUCUAUUUCUGUCAUGAUUGGUAACUAAAAUAGUUUAGCGGUUUUAUUUUUGCAUUAAUAACCGAACGCGAACGUGAACGUGAACGCGAACGCGACCUAGUGAUUGCGAUUCUGAAUCCGAUUGGUUAUUCGUAUUCGUAACGUUACAAAGUUACUUUUAUUUGAUGUAUCUAUCUAUUUUCUAAAUAUUCGCAUGUUUUUGAAUAUAGAAAUACAUAAGGAAGAAGAUAUCUAAAGGCCUACGACUAUAAUAGGUUAUUUAUGCAGCACGAUGAUGUAAUUUAUGAUAAUGAUAAACAUGGAACGAGAAUGUGUGUUUUGGAUAGUGUUUGGGCGGGAAUAUUAUAAUUAAUUCUGCUAACAGUUAAACGUAUUGAUUUUUCUGUGUUUUUCCCUUGAAUUCAAAAAAGAAAACAAAAAAUUAGAUAAACAUUGUGAGUUAAUAAAUAGAGCGUAUCUAAUUAAGUGAUAUUGCUUGAUAUCUCUCUGGUGUGUUCGGGGUACCUAUUCACGUCAUAGAUAAAUAUAUUAGAUACACAGGUGAAAUCUGCUUUUAUAGAGCAAGCGGUAGCUGAAGGUACCAUUCAAAUAAAGUGAGUGAUAAAUUACGAGUAAACAAAAUGCAUCAGUUACACCAGGAGGCGUCGUUCGAGCAGACAUCCAGAAAGUUUCAAAAACAUAUUCAUACAAAUUCAAAUAUCGAUGAUGAUGAUGAUUAUGAUCAAGUGAAAUCAUCUCAUCGUCAGGGAAGUGCCAUGUCGUCUUCUUUUGCAAGCAAUUAUUGUUGCUUAGUGUUUAGUGUUGUUUUGUUAAUUAUUAGCAAUAGUUUUUAUGCAUAUGGAUUUAAUUUGGAAAACCGACUGCCGAUCGUCAAGUAUGGAGAUAGCUCAACAUAUUUUGGAUAUUCGAUAGCGACGCAUGUUAUUGGAGAAUAUAACAUUCCAAAUAAUACUAAAUGGUUAUUGGUCGGUGCACCUCUGGGGAAGAAUCUGCAGCCACAAUCGAAUCAUUCGGGUGCAUUAUUCAAAUGUCCCAUCACACAGAGCCGAAAUGACUGUGAACAAAUUAUCACUGACGGUCGUCGAUCGCCUGGCGGAGCUUAUGAACCUACUUACGAUAGUGAUGACAUUGAAGAACUCUCGCCACCAUCGGAUGACGAGAUCAAGGAGGGACAAUGGCUUGGGGUGACAGUUCGAUCACAGGGUCUUGGAGGCAAGGUUCUGGUGUGUGCUCAUCGAUACAUAACAAAAAUACGUGAAAAUCAAUACGGGCAAGGGUUGUGUUAUGUGCUGACGAACGACUUGAAAUACGACGAGGUCUAUGAGCCCUGUAAAGGCCGCACUGUUCAGAGAGCUCACGAAGACUAUGGUUUUUGUCAAGUUGGUACAUCUGGAGCAUUAUUGGAUGAUAAUACCAUGGUUUUGGGCACACCGGGUCCGUUUACGUGGCGCGGAACGAUUUUCGUUACGGAAAUAGGUGGAGAAUACUUGGAGCGCGAUAAAAAUAUGUAUUAUGGUGACCAUUCGGAAAGUUCGUCACCGGUGGAUAAGUACAGCUAUUUGGGAAUGGCUGUUACCGGAGGACGUUAUUUCGGUGAAAGGAUGUCCUAUGCUGCUGGAGCACCCCGCAGUAAUGGUCAUGGUCAGGUAGUGAUCUUCAAUAAGGCAAAUUCCAACCCGAUUCCAGUAGAAACUGUCCUGGAAGGUGAACAGUUUGCCUCGAGUUUUGGCUACGAGCUGACGACUGCUGAUAUCAACGGUGACAGUGAGCCGGAUCUGAUUGUUUCCGCACCUUUCUAUUUUUCCAAGAAUGAAGGUGGUGCUGUUUAUAUCUACCAGAAUCAAAAGAGUCGUCUACCCCUUAAAGCCACUCUUAAAUUGACAGGGGCUGUGGAGAGCCGUUUCGGUACAGCCUUGGCCAACAUUGGAGAUAUCAACAAGGAUAAUUGUGAGGAUCUUGCAAUUGGAGCACCGUACGAAGAGAGUGGAGUCGUAUACAUAUAUCUGGGUUCAAGAACAGGGCUCGUGGAGAAACCUGCACAAAUAAUUCACGCCUCUGACCUGGGAAACACACCGAUUCCGAUAAAUACCUUUGGGAGCUCAAUAACUGGUGGAACGGACUUGGAUGAUAAUUCGUAUCCGGAUAUUGUGAUAGGAGCCUACAACUCCUCGGCAGUUGUUGCUCUUCUCUCUAGACCAAUCAUAAGCAUUCAAACAAAGGUCCGAGGAACAGAGUUAAAGAAUAUCGAUCCCACAAAAGAGGGAUGUCUUACAGACGUUUCAACUAAUCUGACCUGCUUUUCAUUCGAAGCAUGCUGUUCUAUUGAUCCUUACGAACAGUCAACAAGACCAACCGAUCUCAAGCUUAUGCUAACUGUCGAAGCCGAAACUUUUUCGAACUUGAAGAAAUUCUCUCGAGUCUUUUUCGAUCGAGACAACAAACGAAGGAAUGUCAUCAAACGCGAAGUUACUGUACGAACCAAUGGAAUGCUAGACUGUCACCGAGUGACUGGUUAUAUCAAAGAGAACACCAGAGACAUUCAGAGUCCUUUGAAGUUUAGACUAAAUUACACAAUAGUCGAGCCUGAAUUGCCAGAUUCUGGGCUGAAGGCCUUGAAUCCCAUUCUCGACAAAACACAGGCUGACAUAGAGUUUGAGGGUACAUUCCAGAAAGAUUGUGGAGAUGAUGAUACAUGUGAAUCGAACCUGGAACUCGACGCUGAGAUUGAUUUGGACAAACAAAAUGACGAAUACGCUUUGAUCCUUGGUGAACGAGACGAACUGAGAUUAAGUGUGAAUAUCAGCAAUUCUGCUGAUUCUGCCUAUGAGUCCCAACUAUUCAUUGUGCAUCAGAAGAGCGUGACAUACAUUGCAGCUUUGAAAACAAAUUCGGCAGUUUGCAAUCGCUUCAAUGAAACCGUAGUGGCUUGUGGUUUGGGUAAUCCAAUGCGCAGAGGUUCAACAAUUCAGGUGUCAAUUCGUUUCGAUCCAAGUGGCCUAGAAGAUGAGGAGAGCAAAUUGAUAUUUGACAUUUUCGCAAAUACCACUUCGAAGCUAAUCGGCGGUAUUCCAGCCACCAAACAAAUGGUGAGAGUAGUCAAACGAGCGGAUUUAAGUUUAAGAGGAUGGGCGAGCCCCGAACAAUCCUUCUAUGGUGGAGAAAUUAAGGGUGAAAGUGCCAUGCAAUAUCUCGAAGAUAUAGGAACACUUGUGACUCAUACUUAUCAGAUAUACAAUGACGGUCCAUGGAAGGCACCAAAGGUUUCACUUACCAUUUAUUGGCCACACCAAGUUGCCAACGAUAAGAAACAGGGCAAAUGGUUGCUCUAUUUAGAAGAUCUCCCAAUCAUUGAAGGUGCCCUUCAAGGUGAAUGUACUGUCGGUCCAGACAUGGUCAAUCCCUUAAAACUGCCUCGAAAGGCAAAGGCAUCGAUGACACACGAAGAUCUUCUCCAUAUACCAGAACCCUACAUGCUUAGACCAACAAACAAAUCCCAUUAUUACAAUCGUCAUACGUAUUUUGAUAAAACUGAAUCUUUUGAAAAACUAUCCACAUCUAGUGAUGGCCAUUUGAAUCGUGUGCGUCGCGAUAGAGCUAAAAUUAUUCGAGCCGAAAAACUCACCGAUAAAGAUGGCAAAAAACACGAUGUAGUCGUUAUGGAUUGUGAUAAGGCAACGGCAUUCUGCAUAAAGAUCAAUUGUGAGCUUUAUAAUAUGCCUCAAAAGACUGAAGCUUAUGUGCAUGUCAAGGCGAGACUGUGGAAUUCAACAUUCAUAGCUGAUUAUCCAAGGGUUGAUCUGGUGAAAAUAGUCUCGAGAGGUCAUGUUAGAAUACCAACUGAGUAUGCCGUUGAACAAAUUGAUUCCGAUGAUCGAGAAAUGGUGGAAACACGAGCCUAUCCAGAAUUGUCAGAUCAGGCGCGUGAAACUGCAACACCAUGGUGGAUUAUAAUUCUAUCGAUCAUUGGAGGACUUAUACUUUUAGCCAUUGUCACUUAUGUGAUGCACAAAUGCGGCUUCUUCAAGCGACGAAGACCCGAUCCAACACUUAGCGGUAACAUUGAAAAAAUGUCCGAAGAGAAACCAUUUUUGGGAGCGAAAAAUAAAAAUCGGAUUUUCUAACGAACAACGUGUCAAGUGGAAAUGUAUACAUUUAGUGAUACUACAAAGUAGGAUGCUAUACUAUAUUCAUUUAAAAAAGGACAUACAUACGUACAAGUUAUUUUCUUGAUAACGUUUCCGAUCAAAUGACCAUUAGACUUUUAUACUUAAAAUUCUUAAAUAAUUACAAUUAUUGUAUUGUUUGUAAAUAUUAGGAUUAAAUAUUGUAUUCGAAAAUAAUAGUUAAAGACUUUCAUACAAAAAAACACUGUCCAAAACUCUGAAUGUAGAUUAAGUUAAUUUUCUCUCCGAGCCGCUGGCGGUUUAUGGUAGUUUUACUUUCAUAAAUGGAUAGUUCUCAAAAGUUUACAAAGAAAUGAAGCGUUGUCCAUUUAUUCCAAUUCUUGCAACACGCAAGAAUUCGUCACCAAAUCUAUUCUCUACUGAAGACUUUUAUUAUCUCCUUUACUAACUUUCGACACAUAGAAGGAGCAGCAAAACCAGGAUUCCGAAUUGAAUAAAGUUUACGUCACGAACAUAUUUUAAAAAUGAAUGGAGUUUGAUUACAGAAAUAAAUAUUUUUCCUCUUAAGAACCUUGAUGAGAAGUCUAAACUCUUACAAAAAAAAGUCAUAAAAUGUCUUCACUUAAGCACAAAAUAAACUAUCGAUUUCAAAACCGUCCAAGUUUUCAUACAGCCGCAAAAAAUAAGAAAAAUCUCAUUGAAAAUUAACCAAUUUUAUAAAUUUACAUACAAAUAAUCUUACACAUAUUUUUUUAUAUUAUGUAUGUAGAUCCAUUCAAUUUUAAGGUAGCUAUACCCCUACCCCAUCAAUAUAUAUACUGCUAUACGAACGAAAAGCGAUAUACAUAUACAUAUAUUUAAUGAAAUAAUUUAUUAAUUUAAAAUAAUUGUUCACGGAUGCCUUUCAAAAAUGUAACGUUGUAAAUAAGCAUUUAUAGUUUUAUUAUAAUUUUUUUUUAUUUCAUUUAUGCUUAAGGUUGUAAAUUAUAAAUUCAAAAGUAUUAUUUUUUAGUUUUAUUUUAUUUUUUAAAAGUUUAUAACUAAAAUAGUGAUGUACAUAAAUAAAUUAAUUUAGAUUUCAUUUUUGUAAAGCAAACAAAUAACAUUUAACUUUUAAGUAUCUUAUGAUUAAAUUUAAGUUUAUAAAUAAAACAAAAGAAAGAAAAGUUAAGAUAAAAUCUUGUGCUUACUUAAAAAUGAUUUAAUCUUGUACUGGUGUUAUGUGUUAGUUGCAGAGAAAAAUUUAUUAUCAAAUUAAGUUAACUUUGUUAAAUAAAAAAAUCCGAAAAUUAAAAGAAUAAUUAAAUUUAUUUAAUUUCA